CGUCCCUACAAGUAUCCUACAGUCUGCGAUAUAGUAAGUGUUUUUCUGCCUUACAACUGGAAUGCUUGCUGUGGGGCUGCCGUUUCAACUGUACCCGCCCAAAAGGCAAACUGCCAUGUUCCGCGUUACUCGCCAUCCUCUACCGAUUUCUCGGGGGUUUUUUCGCUCUUUGUAUUUCUUUGUCGUCUGGCUAGACAGCUACAUUCCAGCCAGUUGAAACAAAUGAUCGCUUUUUUCUCUUUCCAGACGUGUGAAGACAGAAAGUUGUUCCACAUGGCGACUUAGAUCCCCUGUGAGUGGACACUCUCCCCAGUCGCUGUUGCCUCGCCAGGUGGUUCGCUACUCGAAGAGGGCAGUUAUUUGAACGACAAAAUCCGGAAGAGAAAACACGAGUUAGGGAGAAGAAGGAAUCUAGUGGGCCUCUAUGAAUGUGAGACUCCAUUCAAAAUGUGGCUGAUUGGACGCGUUGUGCCUCGGUCGUUUAAUGGCUUUCCCGCUAACGGUGGCGACAAAUAUCUCGGCGGAGCGUCUGUCGCAAUGCAGUCACCUUCCGCAUGCGGUCACCUUCGUCAAUUCCGAGUCUGUUCUUUUCCUAUCCGUUCUUCGAUACCCCGGUCGCGAAGGCAACGGCUGCAGGAAACCGCAAACUCCGUGGGGAAAACACACAGAGCAGACAGCAGGAAAGAAGGAAACCGGGAGAGGCAAUGGAUGCAGGACUCUUCAGCACCAGUGGUGAGAGAGCGACGGACAGAGACAACGGCACACGUGGUUUUUCAACGACCUCGAAGAGAUACGGAAAAGAGGAGCGAUGCGACGCAGGCCAGAGAGCGACGGCGCAGGGGAGCCCCCAAGAAGAGGGCGUAUUUCGAAAGGGGUGAGCAAGGAGAGGAACUACGUGAAAUUUCGAUGGCUUUUCGAGUUCCGGAUACGCACCAGAAAACGGCGUUGUCUCGGCAUGUCUCCGGUCUUCGUUCCCCUUGGUGGUCUUUUACAGAUCGGCUUUUCGUAGGGAAGAGAUUCUACCAGUCAGACCGUCAACGGGCUGCUGCCGAGGCUCAGCUGGAGAAGCGCGAGGCGGCUGUCUACGCGCCUCGGAGUUUUGGUCAGCUGUACGAACCGCGAAGUGCGCGCAGCAAGAAGGUGCAUAGGCAAUGGGUCAAAGAAGUCCCGUUCUACCUCCAACCGGCUGUGGCUGAGAGAAACGCUGUCAUCAAGUCUCAGCGGGCCUUGUCAGCCGAUAGUUUCCGUAGUCGAUAUUCGCAGAACGCUUCCUCUUUGACGACUCAAAACAGCGAAAUGCCGCCUCAGCUAGCCAAGAUUUUCGAACGGUCCCGUGACCAGGAAGCCUCUUCCAGAGAGGAGAUCCUCUUCACUCUUCUUCGCUUGCUGUCUUCUGUUCGGCUUCGCCAGAAGGCAGCCAAGCAGAGAAGCGAACGGGCGCGCGAGGGCCUCGCACAGGUGAGUGAAGGCGAGGAGGUCAAGGGGGAAAAUCCUGCCCGGACGGGGGAAGCUGUGGCAAUUCCUGGGCUCGACAAAGAGAACCUCAGUGCCCUGGAUCAGCGAAUCAUGGAGUAUAUCGACUCUUGGACCGUCUCUGACAUCGGCUUGCUGCUGGUCACUCGCCGAGAACUCCGAGAUUGCUUGUCUCGCUCGAGGACCCGUGGAAGGGAUCAUUCUACAGAUUUCGACGAAGGUGAUGAAAAGCUCACACGCGCUCUUUUGCGCCGACUUGUUUUCCAACGCGGUCAGCCGUUUUCUCAGUACGCCAGUCUCUACGCUCUGCAGGCACUUCUCCACCUUUCGCAAAGUCGGCAGUUGCGCAGUACGCACGCGGCUCUGAAGACACGCAGGGGAGAAGGUGCAGGUGUGGCUGCAAGCGACGGCUUCGGUGGGAGAGAAGAAGGCAAGGAAGAAGGGCACCCGGCGACGGAGGGUCUUGGUAAAACCGCUGGAGUCCGUGGACGAGGCCAGGACCAGAAUCGCCUACGAGACGUCGACGCUUUCGAGGAUGCAGAUAUGGUAAACAUGAUUGUCAAAAGGGUGGGGCGUAAUAUGGCUAGCUGUGACCUCGAGAUCCUCGCGCGAAUAGUGAAUGUCCUCUCUUCUCUCCCGCUGCCUCCGAAAGAGAUCACUCGCAAGAGUCGGCAAGAAGGCGAAGAUUCUCAGCAUUCUUCACCACCCUGGAGCUCACCUGCCGAGUCCCAGGACGGCACGACUGUUCAACCAGCAGCAGAACAGGAGGAAGAUCCUGCAUGCGCCAUGUCCACAGUCAAGAGAAAGAUGAAGGAUCCCGACAAAGAAGGCAACCCGUUUGUGAACGGCGUGGCAAGCGUUGAUAAGAAAAUGGAUCCGGAAGCAGAGAGAAGCGCGCGGCCUACUACACUUGCGACGUUGUGCAAUUCAUACCAGCGUGUGGCUCCAGCGGGCUCAGAAGGCAGUGAAAGAAAUGGGCAUCCUGGCGCGGGAGAGCGCGGGAAUCUGGAGACUGUGAGUGGGAUCAACACAGAGAAGACGCAAGCAUCUUAUCUCGCCGAUCGGAAUGGUUUCCUUUAUGCGGUGGCAACUCACAUUUUCACCACUGCGUUCACGGAUUCCGAACAGCGUUCUGCCUCUGAACUGGCGAAUACCUUCGCUUCUGCCCUACCCUCGUCACCAUGCCCGGCUGCCGAUCCACCUUCGCCCGCUCAAAACUCGAAGGGCACCUGUUCGACUCCUGCCGCGUCCGCGUCUGCUGCGAGUCGUCAAAAGGCUCUAUCAUCUCUCACCAUGCCUCUAUGGGCCUCUCCGUCAAGCCGCGGGAGUCGCGCGGCGCCAGGGGAUCGGUCCUGGACCUACAGCCGCCUAUGCAUUCUCCUGGCGGGCCUGUCUCGAACAGGAGUGAUUUAUCCGCCGUUGUUCUACGCACUGAAGCCCAUGGUCGUGGCGCUUCGCCUCCAGUUUCCCCCACCCAUGCUGGCGGCUCUGCUCGUUUCCUACGCCCAUCUUGGGCCUGCAGACGAGACCGGUUUCGUUGACCUCUUUGGUACCUUAGGCCGGGAAUUAGUCAAAGGCGUUAGAGGAAUGGACGUCGCCGUCGUGGGCGUUGCAGCGAACGCCUUCGCAAAUGCUGGUGUCCUCCACCAGGAAUGGUUCGCAGUCGUGGCCGAGACGUUCCCAUCUCGCAUGCCACUUUGCUCGCCCCGUCUUCUCGGCAUGAUUGCGAAUGCUUACGUGAGGCUAGGCCUCGUCGACGACCCUCUCCUGCCUUCUCUGUUCCACUGUGCGCGCCAGCGUCUUCCAGAGUGUGACUGGCAUACGCUUGCUCUUCUGUUUCAAGCGUCGACAAAGAUCGGUUCUACCUACAGCGGCUUCAGUCGCGAGGCUGCCGACAGUGUCUGUCACGCUCUAGAACAAGAAGCACCGCGACACCCGGUCAAAUCUGAAGCACGAAAAUUUCUACUUUCCUUCAAGAACAAUCCCUCCAAAUGCGCUCCGUCUGUAUUCCCGUCUCGGUCCAAGCUUUCCUCUUCUUCUGAGUCGAUAGGGAAUGAGCUUGAGGUGAAUGUAACCAGGAAUGAAGAACAUUCGUUGGUGCGUCAGAGGUGUGAUAACGUAGGUGGACCUUCGAGUGACUUGUCUGCCAUGGAGUUAAGUGACCGACAGUUUUCCAUUCGCGGCGAACUGGCUUCCACGUCAGCUUUCAUCCUUUGUUACGCUCUGGCGAAGGCAAAAGGUCUUCUCAGCUCCACGCCUUCUCUAAGGAAAGGUGCAUCUGGGAGGGAAGGCGAGAUACAGCAAUGCGAGAAGGAGGAAAUCUGGCAACUGCUGCUUGCCACAGAACUCACGCAAGUUGUGACACGCUUCGUCCCCAGCUGCAGAUCCUUCGCAGAAGUAGCCAAUACGUCUAGCGCGGUCGCCAGGUUCAUAGAACUGAGAGAGGAAAUGCUUUCAAGAGAGGGCAGAGAGCAGGACAGCCUUCAACGCGAGACGAAAGUGUGUGGCGAGAUGGUUGGAAACGACGAGAAGAACAACACCUCGAACGAGGCAUGGAAGAGUUCGACAGUCGCGUGUGCGGCUGACACACCGCGGGACAGAGCAGAAGGCUGUGCGGACCCUUCCGUCAUUCGAAAGAAGUUGACCAACUACCUGAUCUCUGCGUGUGAGGCAUAUUUUCAAGCCGUUGAGGACCACCUGAGUUCCUUCCGAACACUUAAAAAUGCCAGUCUUGGGCCACCCGAGCUCCAUAAGCUUAUCUGUGCGUUCCACGCUCUUCAUCGGGCGAAAGGAGUGUCGCGUGCCACGCCCCGAAGGAUGGUGGUUCUCGAGAGAAUGAUGUGCGACAACUCGGAUCUCUUCCAUGAAAUGACCCUGCUACCUCUACGACAAAUGGCUGCAGCAGUGAGCUACCUUGGCAUGGAUAAUGAUGAUAUAAUACAAACGUUUGUGAUGCUUCAGCAAAAGCGCAAAAAGAAGAAGGUAGCUGGUGUUCUUGCGGCUCCAGCACUGUCGGGCUGAGCAGGAAUACAUUUCCUGCACUGGAAAAACUUGGGGGAUAUCCGAAGGAACCUUCAGCUGCGGCGCCAUCCAGCUAAGCAGUUCGUGCCCUUGGAGCAUCUGUGAAUCCUUUGUCUUCACCACAAAUCGGC
Messenger RNA from Toxoplasma gondii ME49, 4625 nucleotides. RefSeq lists its product as hypothetical. The transcript is spliced from 7 exons. NCBI's taxonomy places the organism in Eukaryota, Apicomplexa, Conoidasida, Eucoccidiorida, Sarcocystidae. The record is from RefSeq and is a predicted model, not a curated record. Bases 448 to 4494 code for a protein of 1348 amino acids.